Plasmopara halstedii is the source of this 153-nucleotide messenger RNA. RefSeq lists its product as uncharacterized. The record is from RefSeq and is a predicted model, not a curated record. NCBI's taxonomy places the organism in Eukaryota, Oomycota, Peronosporomycetes, Peronosporales, Peronosporaceae. The transcript is spliced from 2 exons. Bases 1 to 153 code for a protein of 50 amino acids.
AUGGGACGUACUGUCCCAAUGGUGGCGACGGGUUUGGAGGCUGUGGUAUCGGGUCUUGUAGGGAGUUACAUGCCGAUCUGGUUUCAUGAUGAAGCGGAUAUUCAGUUUGAAGUAACUCCGCGGAUCGACAGUUCAGGGAGACUGCGGUGUUAA